AUGUCGAAACCCCAGGACCGUCACCAUGAUCACGCCAACGGCCAGCACCACGAGAUUCCCAAAGCCCAUCUCAGCACCAUGGGUGGACACCUUGUUGCCGCCUCCGGCGAGUUCGUCGGCACCUUUUUCUUCCUUUACUUUGCGUACGCCGGAAACAUCAUGGUGAUCAAGCAGGGAACAGCCUCGGCCGGUGAUGGCACACUCAGUAGCGAGGGCGUAGUUUUCAUCGCUCUGUCGUACGGUCUCUCUCUGCUCGUCAACGUCUGGACGUUUUACCGUAUCAGCGGCGGUCUCUUCAAUCCCGCGGUGACUCUCGGCCUUUCUCUCGGCGGUCAAUUGCCUUGGAUGCGGUCCGCUUUCCUCGUGCCGGCUCAGAUGCUGGCCGCGAUGUGCGCUGGCGGACUGGUCGAAGCCAUGUUUCCAGGCCAAGUCUCUCAGGCAAAUUCGCUGCUUGGAAUUGGGACGUCUGUCGCUCAGGGACUGUUCCUCGAAAUGUUCUUCACCGCGCAACUCGUCAUCGUUGUUUUCAUGCUGGCCGCCGAGAAGUCUCGUGAUACGUUCCUCGCACCAAUCGGCAUUGGCCUGGCUUUGUUCAUGAUUCUCAUCCCAGGUGUCUGGGUUACUGGCGGUUCCUUGAACCCCGCCCGCAGCUUUGGAUGCGCCGUUGCAGGCAGGGCAUUCCCCAACUACCACUGGAUCUAUUGGCUCGGGCCAUGCAUGGGAGCCGCUCUGGCAGCUGCGUAUUACCGGUUCGUCAAAUGGGCUCACUAUGAGGAGGCCAAUCCUGGCCAGGAUCUACCAGCAGACCCGAAAGAUCUAGCUGCGGCUCACCCGGGAAAUCAUGGACUACCUCAUAGCUUGAUACCCCAUCGUCACGAGGUCUGA
Messenger RNA from Colletotrichum phormii, 885 nucleotides. RefSeq names its product MIP family channel protein. Gene Ontology annotation, biological process: transmembrane transport; water transport. The record is from RefSeq and is a predicted model, not a curated record. The transcript has 3 exons. Gene Ontology annotation, cellular component: plasma membrane. Gene Ontology annotation, molecular function: water channel activity. Lineage: Eukaryota; Fungi; Ascomycota; Sordariomycetes; Glomerellales; Glomerellaceae. Bases 1 to 885 code for a protein of 294 amino acids.